AUGGGCAUCCUCGACGAUCUUAUUCCCAGGCCUACGGCUCCUCCAGCUACGAGAACACUCAAACGACGAGCAGUAACUAGUAGUCAAACAACGACCGAGGAAAUUACUAUCACAAUCGCCCCAGAUAACACUUGCGGAUACAUCUCAGAACGGCUUGGGGCCAGCAGAGCGUGUCCGCUUAACGACUGGUGCUACUUCUUCCCAGCCGUGCCAGCCCAAUCGUUCACAAACGGUGGUGUUUUAUGCUGUGGAGAAACAUCUUGUCAGUACCACGCAACAUGUAUAAACUCGGAGGAGUACUUUGUGUCGAGUAAAUGCGAUGGUGGUUGCGAGGUUGACAACUACACUCUGAAAUGUACAGACUCGGCAUCUCCUUACUGUAACACUGUAUCAUGGGAGGGAAGCACCUUCGAUUAUUGGUGCAACGACCUUGAUAUCUCUACAGCACAAAGCGCCGCUCUCACCUACAAGGGCCAAACAUCACGAGAGUUUGGCACCAUUAAUGAGCGAGACUACAGCUCUCUGUUGUCUCAAAUGACCGAAGCGCAAACUGAAGGCAGUGUCAAUGUUGAAGCGACAGGGACAGGAACAGCAACAUCUAAAACUGCUGCUACCGAGACAAACAGAGAUAGGGGCAGCUCAGGAACACCAGUAGGCGCAAUUGCUGGAGGAACAGUUGGCGGUGUAGCAGCACUCGCUCUCAUCGGCGUGGGAGUGUUUUUCUUCCUCCGCCGACAGAAGAAGAAGAGCAAAGCUUCAGAUUCAUCAAACUACCAACAAGCACCUAGAGGUGACAAACCGGGAUGGAGCCAGCAACAACAACAGCAACAGCAACAAGGCGGCUACUACUACUACGAUCCAAAUUCGCUAUCUGCGGGUUACAAUGGAAGCCCAAAUGGUCAGUAUGGAUAUCAACAGCCUGCUAUUCAUGAAGCUGGCGGUGAGGCCGUGGGGAGCAUCCCUCAGGAACUUCCAGAGAGUGGACCUGGGGAAAAGAAGCCUGUAGAGCUUGCUUGA
Messenger RNA from Fusarium verticillioides 7600, 1017 nucleotides. RefSeq lists its product as hypothetical. The record is from RefSeq and is a predicted model, not a curated record. The transcript is spliced from 2 exons. The coding region runs from base 1 to 1017 and encodes 338 amino acids. Lineage: Eukaryota; Fungi; Ascomycota; Sordariomycetes; Hypocreales; Nectriaceae.